Lachancea sp. 'fantastica' is the source of this 1062-nucleotide messenger RNA. The record is from the annotation of a GenBank genome assembly. Lineage: Eukaryota; Fungi; Ascomycota; Saccharomycetes; Saccharomycetales; Saccharomycetaceae.
AUGAAAGGGUUUUUCACGAAGAAAAGUCAUGAUUCUAAAAAGGAGCCAUCGAAUAGCCCUAAAAUAGAGUGCAACACUGUCAUCAAGAGGCCUUCGAGUCGCCAUGUAAAGUCGCAGACUUUGGAGCAACUGGACACGCAUCAAUUGGACUGCAUCUGUCUGAUUGUCCAUCAUUUUGAGAGCCCUGAGAAUCUCAUCUUAACGAGAGCUCAAAGUCGUGAUGAAGGGGAGGCCGACCUUGAUGCGGUGAACAAGAAAUCUUUAUCCUCGAACGAAAAGUGCUGGUUAACAAAAGAGCGUAUACUGAGGUAUCUUCGAUCAACUAGUUGGGAUACUAAGAAGACAAUCGAGAGGAUAGAGAAUACCAUCACUUGGAGGCGAGAAUUUGGCCUUUCCGAAAACAGCGAUGGUGCGUGUGAUAUCUCGGCAUUUGCAGAAGUAGCCAAGACGGAAAAUAAAACGGGUAAAAUGUAUCUACUUGGUUAUGACCGUCAACAACGCCCAAUUCUGCACAUCAAGACCGGCCGUCAAAAUACACAGACAAGCUUUGCGCAAAUACAACAUCUGAUAUACAUGAUUGAAAGCGCCGAGGUGAUGAUGCCUCCGGGAGUUGAUACAUUGACGGUUUUGUUAGAUUUCAAGAACUAUAAUGAUUUAACUCCACCGCUUGCGCGGAUGCCUCCAAUUUCCAUAAGCAAACAAGUUUUGCACAUUAUACAAGAGCAUUAUCCCGGAAACCUGGGCCGCGCUGUCUUGAGCAACAUACCAUGGUACUGCUGGAACUUCAUCAAGAUAUUUCAACCAUUUGUCGAUCCUAUAACAAGGUCCAAAUUGAUUUACGAGGAGCCAUUUGAUACUUACAUUGAGCAAUCCCAAUUAGAGACUUUGCACAACGGUAGGCUGGAGUUCGUUUACAGCAAUGAUACUUAUUUGGACGACUUAGCGCGUUGUGUCACAAAGCGAAAAGCUCAAAUGUUUCAAGCGUUUUUAGAUCACGGCGGGAAUGUGGGAGUGAGUGAGGAUGAUCUGAAGCAGCACUUAUCCACAGAUCACGCUUCAUAG